AGCCUAGAAUUCACAUUUCUAACCCAGCACCAACUAAGUCUUCCGUCCUAUUUUCCUCUAAAAGAAUUCUCCGGCGGAUCUCCUUCUAUUUUUUAUUAGUACUUUUUUCAAAUUCCGUCGAAUAUUCGCAUUUGCAUGGCAGUAAGUUUUCUGAAUCGGGAGGUAUCUGACCUGUGUCUUGGUAAGCCGGCGUUAAAGCCUAUUCCAGCCGAAGCCACCGUAUCGGAGGCGUUGACAUUGUUGAAAAAAUCCGGCGAGACUCAUGUAAGCGUUUGGAGCUGUGACCAUAUAAGGAAGGUUAUAGAAGGAGGAGGUGGAGGAGAUUCUGUGUGCCGCUGUAUUGGUAAGAUCUGUAUGGUCGAUGUGAUUUGCUUCCUCUGUAAGGAAGAGAAUUUGGCUGAUCCUUCUAAGGCUCUUCAAACUCCCGUGGAACAGAUUUUGCCUAAAGGGAAUUCCAUUGUCAGACAUUUGGAUCCAAAUUCUAGCUUGUUGGAAGCAAUAGAUUACAUUCUUGAAGGUGCACAGAAUCUGGUUAUACCAAUUCAAAACUACAAGAGCACCCCUUCGAGGAAAAAACUUUUGAGUACAGCAUCAUUUUUGACUCCCACAAAUCAUAACGGAGUUGAAUACUGCUGGCUAACUCAGGAAGACAUUGUCCGGUUCCUUCUGAACUCCAUUGGAGUCUUCUCUCCUAUGCCUACUUUUUCAAUUGAAUCACUCAAUAUCAUAAAUCAUGAUAUGAUGACUGUUAGUUAUCAUGAUCCUGCAAUUUCUUCUUUGGAUGCCAUAAUUCGGGCAUAUAUUGAGCAGAGCUCAGUUGCUGUUGUUGAUGAAGGCAACCGAUUGAUCGGUGAAAUCUCUCCCUUCACUCUAGCCUACUGUGAUGAGACCGUUGCAGCAGCAAUCGCGACACUUUCAGCUGGUGAUCUCAUGACUUACAUCGACUACGGUGGUCCUCCAGAGGACUUGAUCGAGUUGGUCAAGAUGAGGUUACAAGAAAAGAAACUUGGGGCAAUGGUGGAACUAAUAGAUGAAGAGUUUUCACUUUCUUCAUCAUCAUCUUCUGCUUCGAGCUGUUCAUCAGAUGAUGAAUCAGGCUCAAACAAAGUUACUGUGCUAGGACGAUAUUCUUCAGCAAGAAGAUCCGAGGCAAUUACUUGUUAUCCAUGGAGUUCAUUGGUGGCUGUGAUGAUCCAAGCUCUAGCACAUCGUGCUAAUUCCAUUUGGGUGAUGGAUGAAGACCAUAAUUUGAUCGGAGUUGUAACAUUUAAAGGAAUUCUGGAAGUUUUCAGGAGUAUCGCUAAUGCGAAGCGUAAACCAGAAAAGGAGAAUACAUCAAAGCAAUAAUACACAAUUAAAUGCCA
Solanum verrucosum is the source of this 1364-nucleotide messenger RNA. RefSeq names its product CBS domain-containing protein CBSX5-like. Lineage: Eukaryota; Viridiplantae; Streptophyta; Magnoliopsida; Solanales; Solanaceae. The transcript has 2 exons. The coding region runs from base 136 to 1347 and encodes 403 amino acids. The record is from RefSeq and is a predicted model, not a curated record.